UUUCUACUCGGCAGCCAUGUUCCGAAAUUCCUACGACUCCGACAACACCACUUUCUCGCCCCAGGGAAAGCUCUUCCAAGUGGAAUAUGCGCUCGAAGCCGUAAAGCAAGGGUCAGCCGCUAUCGGUCUCCGCUCCAAGACCCACGCCGUCUUGCUCACUCUCAAACGAUCCACAGGCGAACUUGCAACCUACCAAAAGAAGCUGAUCCGCAUUGACGACCACGUCGGUGUCGCUAUCGCCGGCCUGACAAGUGAUGCGCGAGUGUUGAGCAACUUUUUGAGGCAGAAGGCUAUGCAGUCGAGGAUGACGUAUGGGAGGGCUACGCCGGUUGCGAGGUUGGUGCAGAGUAUUGCGGAUCGAGCUCAAACCAACACCCAAGAGUACGGUCGUCGCCCCUACGGUGUCGGCUUCCUCGUCAUCGGUACCGACGAGACCGGUCCCCACCUCUUUGAAUUCUCCCCCUCCGGCACGGCAUUCGAAUACUACGCCCACUCUAUCGGGGCGAGGAGCCAAAGUGCCAAGACGUAUCUCGAGAAGAACUUUGAAAAGUUUGAAGAUGCUUCCCUUCCCGAACUGAUCAACCACGGUCUCUCCGCCCUCCACGACACCCUCCAACAAGACAAACACCUCUCCGUCCUCAAUACCUCCAUCGCCAUCAUCGGCCCCGCUUCCGACGAGAGCGCAAACCUCGAAGACGUGCGCGCUUCUGCUGCGGCGCAGAAGGGCAACUUUAGGGUGUGGGAGAAUGAGGGCGUGGAUGGGUUUUUGAGGGCGUGGAGGAGGAGCAGGGGGGAGCCGGAGGAUGGGCCUAGUGAGGAGCCGGAGGAGGCGGCGGCGGGUGAAGGGGCUGAAGGGGCUGCUCCUGCGGCUGGGGAGGGAGAAGGACAGCAAGGGGAAGAUGUUCAGAUGCAAGAGUAGAAAGACC
Cryptococcus amylolentus CBS 6039 is the source of this 926-nucleotide messenger RNA. RefSeq lists its product as hypothetical. Bases 17 to 919 code for a protein of 300 amino acids. The record is from RefSeq and is a predicted model, not a curated record. The transcript is spliced from 6 exons. Lineage: Eukaryota; Fungi; Basidiomycota; Tremellomycetes; Tremellales; Cryptococcaceae. Gene Ontology annotation, cellular component: nucleus; proteasome core complex; proteasome core complex, alpha-subunit complex. Gene Ontology annotation, biological process: ubiquitin-dependent protein catabolic process.